This is a messenger RNA of Chara braunii, 2877 nucleotides long. NCBI's taxonomy places the organism in Eukaryota, Viridiplantae, Streptophyta, Charophyceae, Charales, Characeae. The record is from the annotation of a GenBank genome assembly.
AUAGUGAAAGGUUUGAUAUCUGAAUGCGAUCCAUUCUUCUGUUUGGAAUGUGCCUACCAUCAGGAGGAACAUCUGUUGUCCCGGAAAAGAGAAUCUAUAACACCUGCACAAUCUAUAGAGAUAGGGAGUGGGCCCUCGAUUGGGUGGGGGGCUACACGAGGCGGGAUGUGGGGCCGAUGUGUUUCUGAAGAACGCCACGGGUGAUGACUGGUUCUGUGUAGGAGGGAUUAUUAAAUCCAAGGAUGAGAGGAUGGACGGGCAUGGACGGAAGUUCAGGAGGUUCUUUCCCACAACGGUGUCCGACGAACAAGGAGUGGAUCAUGCGAAGGCCGAUCAUAAAGUCAGCCUUGAUUACAAUUUGUUCAAGGGGUUUGGCGCUAAGGCUAUUACCAUGAAAGCCUUCGAUGUGUCCCCGAAAGAAGACAGGAACGUGUUGACGAUGCUUGGCCCCGUGAAAUUCCUCAGCAAAACGAACGGGUACAGGAGAUCCGGAAACAGUCCCACGGUAGAGGUCGGGCAUCGUAUGUCCCCGACAUUCGUGCCUUUUGACACGCCGGACGAGGAUCCCCCCGGUAUAGCAAAGAGAGAGAAACAGCGAACGCCAUAUCGUUUUCCAACGCAGCAGACAUCAGCGAACGGUAGCCGGCACCUCAACAAACAGAGCCAGCCGUGUCAUCCACCUGACGAAGUGGCCCGUAGUCCUCCUAUAGGUUCGUCCCACCGGAAGGAGUGUGCUGGACCGUCUCAGUUGUCCAGUCGGCAACACGAAGGCACCCCUGUCWUCACAUACAAAAGGAAGGUCGUGGCAACUCCUUCGUCUCCCACUCGCCAGAAGGACGAUGGUGUUGCCUCCCUGAGGGCGACGCUACGGGAGAUAAGCGUCGGAUCGAACGAGGAAACGGAGGAUGAUCCUAGGAUUUGUGUUGGUCGACAUCCACAGGGUAAUCAUGCCGUCGAUGAUGAGGAAUGGGUUCUUCCAAGAGCUCUGUCGAAACAGACACAACCUUUCGCCAACACCCAUGAUGAAGCCAUCGACACAGCACGGUGCUUCUUCUUGGAGUUCGAUGAAGAUGGGUUUGCGAAGAAGAAACGGGAACACAUUGAAGUGGAUGUCACGAAAAUCUUGCCAAUUCCUGAAAGUGACAUCCUCUUCAACCAUAGAACAUUGGAAAAGACGUUGGUGCAAUCCAUAUAUGAUGCGAUCCAUAAUGCGGCCAAGGAAACCAACGGGAAGUGGGAUAUCAUGACUUUCAUCCUGACUCUCAUUGUGCCCAACGGGGACGGGUCUCAAGGCAGACGGAUCACACCGAAGCAAUUCGACGUCGAACUAGCUUAUACAUACAACUGGUAUGUUGUUGCUGGUCAGCACACGGCUGAGGCAAUGAACAGAUUCAUUAAGGACAAGUCACCGGCCGAGAAAGUGUAUGGCUUGAGGUCAUACUCUCACGUACGAGUUGUCUACUUCGACGAUGACACAAAGAGAGGAUAUCCGUACGUCUCGACGUUCGACAACACGAGGGAGGAGUGUUCCAUCCCGAGAUCGAAUGACCAGAUCCGUCCUCCAGGCACCGUGUCCCCGAAUGACGUCGAGGGAAUGAAACGGAAAAGGAAAUGGGAAGCGUUCAUGAACGCCGCCUGCAAAAUGACACCUGAUUUUGGUCUCAUGAACUCGUCCCUGGAGAACGAGUACUGCAAGGACUGGACGAACAAGAUGCGCAGAUACAUGAAUCUUUCGCAGUGCGGCGAGACGGUAUGGCCACUAGUACAGAAAUUAUUUGACAUGUAUGAGAAAGGGCUAUUGCCGAGAAUCUACGGUGUGAGAUACAUCGACGUGCCGGGGAAAGUGGAAGGUAGGCUGCCUGGGCAAUACUUCCUCAAGGACAACUCCGGCAAAGAAGUCUUGUUCCACUGUAUCAAGCCCAGAAAGGGGUCACCAGGCGCAACGGUGUCUAUACCUGACUUGACGCCCACAAUCUUUAAGCAAUUUGGCGAUAUGACAGCUAGAGAGAAGCAAGUGGCGCUUCACCACAUGAUGCGUGGUGAUGUCAUCGUGUCAUCACGUACGGUAGUUCAUGGUAGAUGGAAUAUGGCGGACCUGGUGAAAUAUACUCGUUGUGAAAGGUAUAUGGUCCAUAUGUUCAACUACAUAUUGUUCAAGGCCGAGGGAAGGUCAAAAGAAGAGUGGAACGCUGACCUCUUCAUCGGUUAUACGACCAUCUGGGAGAGGUACAGCAAAAACGGCCUGACUGACGAGAAAUGGACCGAGGAACGCGACCGCAUCCCUGACGACAAGACGAGGAAGGUGCCGAGGCGUUUGGGUGGUCCUGAUGAGGAAAAUUGUGAGAACGGUGCGGGACUGAAGGCAACCCAAGGCAUGUACAAGGAAGUCUCGUUCCACCUCAAGUGUUUCAUUUACGAGGCGAUCGACUGCUUGGACGACCUGAGAGCGGAGGUUAAUCGAAUAUCCUCCAGUGCUUGUCACAUCUUUUGGGAAGUGGGGAAGAGGAUUACCACGAUCUUGCCAUUUGAAAUCGAACCGAAGGGAGUGCUCACCGACAACGAGGAGGUUAUUGGUACGGCGGGGGGAUGAAGAUACGGGCAACCAUUCUUAAUAUGUCAACAUCACCAAAAUGUGUUUCGUGGGAUGAUGACGCAUUUUCUGAACUGUACGCUUUCCUCAUGACAUGUUGUGGUGAAAAUUGGACCUUCGUCAUUUUCGCGCCGAUGAAGCACUAGAAACAGGUGCCAGGAGUCGAUAGAUUCGCUCCGAGCAGCGAACGCUCAUGUCGAUGGAAACAGAUGAAGACGAAGACUUGGAUAUCACAACACUCACGCCGAAACUCGUGCCAGGAAAACCGUUACCUUAAGGCUUUGCUC